GCCAUGAAGCGAGAGCACGAUAAUGACGAUGGUGAUCGCACUGGUCGCCAUAAGAGACCGAAGACUGACGGUUUUACCGAAGCAAUCCAGCAAGGAAAAUUUGAAGUGCGACUUCUCGUGAGCAGCAAAUCUGCAGGAGCAAUCAUUGGAAAAGGCGGUGAAAACAUCAAACGCCUUCGUGCAGAAGUAAGUUUUACCGGAAUACUUUUGUGUUUCUGAUUCAGAACAUUGACCCGAUAGAGACCCGUCUCCUUACCCCGAUUUAAUUUUCAGUUCAACGCCCAUGUCCAAGUCCCCGACUCGAAUACCCCAGAACGGUAAAUAAGCCCAAGUCCACCAGACCAUCAGAAUCACAUUCCCAAUCACGGCCCACAUUGAUCUGAUUCCACAAUUUCUUCGAUAUUAUUGUACACAUUUAAAGAAUCGUUAUGUGUUUUUCCCCUUUUUCAAUUAUUUUUCCCUUCAGUUCCGUGUUUCUUUUGCAAAUUCUGUCAAUAUUUCAGCGUUUGCACCGUUACUGCUGAUGAGAAGACUGUUCUCAACAUCUUGAAGGAUGUGCUUCCACGUUUGGAAGAUAAUUUCUCGGAGCGCGAUCCGUGUGAAGUGCGCAUGCUCGUCCAUCAGUCACAUGCUGGAGCUCUUAUCGGACGCAACGGAUCCAAAAUUAAGGAGCUCCGUGAGAAAUGCUCUGCACGUCUGAAGAUUUUCACAGGAUGUGCGCCUGGAUCCACCGAUCGUGUGUUGAUAACAUCUGGAGAGCAGAAGAAUGUGUUGGGAAUAAUUGAAGAAGUUAUGAAGGAGUUGAAAGAAAUUCCAAUCAAAGGAUCUGCAACUCCAUAUCUUCCUGCAUUCAACUAUGAUCCUUCCAACAUCUCUGAUUAUGGAGGUUUUCCCGGAAACAUGCCUGCAGGUGGACCACCAAACAAUCGCGGUCCAGCGCCACAACGAGGAGGGCAAGGACCUCCAGGUGGACCAAGAUCGUAUGGAGGAGCUAUUACACAAGGAGGUGGUCAGAGAUCCUUCGAAGCCGGCGAUUUCCAACAGUUCCGCGGAGGGCCAGGACCUGUUCCAGGGUACGCUAUGAGUGCUCCAGGAUAUCCUCCACAACAAGGACAAUUCGGUGCUCCAAACAAUGCUGGUUAUGGUUAUGGGCCUGGUGGCGGAGGACCAGUUACUACUGCGCAGGUGACGAUUCCAUCCGACCUUGGAGGUACCAUCAUCGGUCGUGGCGGAGAACGUAUUGCUCGCAUUCGUCAAGAGUCUGGAGCUCAGAUUACUCUCGAACAAAGCAAUGGACAACCGGAACGUAUCAUAACUAUCAAGGGGACGGAACAACAAAUUCACAGUGCUCAGUAUCUUCUUCAGCAAUGUGUCCGCAAUUCGACCCAAGGCCGUGAACGAUUCGGUGGAUCUGUCUAGGUUCUGGUGUUCGUACUCUUCUAUAUUUUCUGACAAAAAGUUGAAUCAUGCAAAGCUAUCUACUCCUUCGUAUUCUGUGCUAGAUUUCUGAAACAAAUACCAAAGAAUUCUCUCGCAACUGUUUCAAAUCUUAUGAAUUCAGUUUUGUCAGCUUUAUUAUUUCCACAAACCUUGUCGUUAUUCUAUUUUCUUGUUUUUCUUACAAAUGUAUCCUGCUUGCUUACAUCUUCCGUAAGAAGUAGGGCUUCCUCGUGUUUCUUUUUACCCUCCCUUCCUAUGUUCAAUUCCUUGGAACUUUAGCCAAAUUUUUAUUAUCUGGAAUCCUUAUUCUCAAAACGUUGUUAUCAGUCUCUUGUCCCCACUUGGGGUUUGAUCUCUCUACUAUAUCCCGUUUGUCCCACCACCACCACAACGCCCAAUAUUUUCAAAAAUGAUAUCAUUCGAUACCAUUCGAAGUAGAAAAAAAGAUCACCCAGCUCUCUGAUAUGCUUCUAAUACUUUUUCCAUGUUUUCUUAAAGAAUGUGCGUGUAGAUUGCUAGGCACUUUGACUCGCUCCCACAAUCCCCCAUGUCCUUGCAAAUUAUCUCCUAAGGGCGUUUGUUUUUUCCU
This is a messenger RNA of Caenorhabditis elegans, 2029 nucleotides long. RefSeq names its product Heterogeneous nuclear ribonucleoprotein K homolog (gene hrpk-1). Gene Ontology annotation, cellular component: cytoplasm; nucleus. Lineage: Eukaryota; Metazoa; Nematoda; Chromadorea; Rhabditida; Rhabditidae. The transcript is spliced from 5 exons. Bases 4 to 219 code for a protein of 71 amino acids. The record is from RefSeq and is marked reviewed. Gene Ontology annotation, molecular function: RNA binding; nucleic acid binding.